Molecule: messenger RNA, 687 nt
Organism: Cicer arietinum (chickpea)
Lineage: Eukaryota; Viridiplantae; Streptophyta; Magnoliopsida; Fabales; Fabaceae
Product: lignin-forming anionic peroxidase-like
Biological process (GO): hydrogen peroxide catabolic process; response to oxidative stress
Molecular function (GO): peroxidase activity; heme binding
Source: RefSeq, a predicted model, not a curated record
AUUAAUUUGCAGGGUUGUGAUGCAUCAAUUUUGUUGGAUGAGAGUACCACAAUCGAAAGCGAAAAGAGUGCACUCCCAAAUGUUAAUUCAGUAAGGGGAUUUGAAAUUAUCGAUAAAGCAAAAGCUGCUGUGGAGAAAGUAUGCCCCGGAGUUGUGUCUUGUGCAGACAUAGUUGCAGUAGCAGCACGUGAUGCAUCAUUCGCUGUGGGUGGUCCAUCAUGGACAGUGAAACUUGGACGAAGAGAUUCUACAACCGCAAGCAAAAGUUCCGCCAAUACAGACCUUCCAUUAUUUACAGAUGAUCUUCAAACUCUUAUUUCUCGUUUUAACAACAAAGGUCUCACUGCUAGAGACAUGGUUACUUUAUCUGGUGCACACACAAUAGGACAAGCACAAUGCUUCACAUUUCGUGGCAGGAUAUACAACAACGCAAGUGACAUAGAUGCUGGAUUUUCUAGCACUCGCCAACGUGGCUGUCCAUUGUCUAGUAGCACAACAAACGAUCAAAAAUUGGCAGCAUUGGAUUUGGUCACACCCAAUUCAUUUGACAACAACUACUUUAAGAAUUUAAUUCAGAAGAAGGGUCUUCUUCAAUCUGAUCAAGUUUUGUUCAGUGGAGGAUCUACGGAUUCUAUUGUUUCUGAAUACAGCAAAAAUCCUACAACUUUUAAGUCUGAUUUUGCAGCU